CCGCCCUGGGUGCAGUGUUUUGGCCGGUGGCCUGGCCGGAGGAAUCGAGAUCUGCAUCACAUUCCCCACCGAGUAUGUGAAGACGCAGCUGCAGCUGGACGAGAAGGCGAACCCUCCGCGCUACAAGGGCAUUGGGGACUGUGUGAAGCAGACUGUCCGUGACCAUGGCAUCCGGGGGCUGUACCGGGGGCUCAGCUCGCUGGUGUAUGGCUCCAUCCCCAAGGCCGCUGUCAGGUUUGGGAUGUUUGAGUUCCUCAGCAACCAGAUGAGAGACGAGCAGGGGCGGCUGGACAGCACACGAGGCCUCAUCUGCGGGCUGGGAGCUGGCGUGGCCGAGGCCGUGGUGGUUGUCUGUCCUAUGGAGACAGUGAAGGUGAAGUUUAUCCAUGACCAGUGCUCCCCCAAACCCAAAUACCGCGGCUUCUUCCACGGUGUUCGAGAGAUCGUUCGGGAGCAGGGACUGAGGGGGACCUAUCAAGGCUUAACCGCAACUGUCCUCAAGCAAGGAUCGAACCAGGCCAUCCGCUUCUUCGUCAUGACCUCUCUCAAGAACUGGUACAAAGGGGACAAUCCCAACAAGGUCAUCAACCCCUUUGUCACGGGGGUGUUUGGAGCCCUCGCUGGAGCUGCAAGUGUCUUCGGCAACACCCCCUUGGAUGUGGUGAAGACCAGGAUGCAGGGGCUGGAAGCGCACAAGUACAAGAGCACCUGGGACUGC
Merops nubicus (carmine bee-eater) is the source of this 718-nucleotide messenger RNA. It is a transcript of the gene SLC25A1, whose product is annotated as solute carrier family 25 (mitochondrial carrier; citrate transporter), member 1. The transcript has 8 exons. The record is from RefSeq and is a predicted model, not a curated record. The annotation marks the transcript as partial. Lineage: Eukaryota; Metazoa; Chordata; Aves; Coraciiformes; Meropidae. Gene Ontology annotation, biological process: mitochondrial citrate transmembrane transport.